Lactuca sativa (garden lettuce) is the source of this 819-nucleotide messenger RNA. RefSeq lists its product as uncharacterized. The record is from RefSeq and is a predicted model, not a curated record. Lineage: Eukaryota; Viridiplantae; Streptophyta; Magnoliopsida; Asterales; Asteraceae.
CGUCAUCAUCCCGCCCCUUUUACCCCUCUUUCUAUCAUCCAACUUUUAUCAGUUUUUGACAAAGCAACAAACCUAGUUCCAAAUUCGGUGCCCAUAAUCAAAUUAGGGCUCCAACUUCCUCCUAAUAUGUCUCCUUUUAUCCAGUAAUCAUUCAUUAGUUUUUAAUGUAUAGCUUCUUUAUCGUAGACCCAGACUAUUCUCGAGAUUUUGAAUAAAAUCGUUUCUGGGAUCUUCUUAUUCUUAUCUUAGGAAACUAUACCAAUUUCGAUAUAACUUUACUCGCCGGAGAUAUUUACAGGGGGAUAACCGGAGUUUUCAGUAUGGGUUGUGCUGGAUCAUCGCAUGCGAAAGGGGACGAACCUAUUAAAAAGAUAACAAAACCAAAACCAUGGAAACAUACUGAACCAAUUACAACAGAGCAGCUUAAGCAGAUGCGUGAUGAAUUUUGGGAUACUGCUCCACAUUAUGGUGGCCGAAAAGAAAUCUGGGAAGCCCUUCAAGCAGCUGCAGAGGCAGACUUAACCCUUGCGCAAGCCAUAGUAGAUAGCGCUGGUGUCAUCGUUCAAAAAGCUGACUUGACAGUCUGUUAUGAUGAGAGAGGUGCAAAAUAUGAGUUACCGAAGUAUGUUUUUAGCGCGCCAACAAAUUUGAUUCGUGACAAUUGAGUACGAAGACAAUGGGACACAUGUUUUUUUUUUCAUUAGCAUAAAAGACUCUGGUAAAUCAUGUAUAUGUGUUAGUCUUGUUUUUUAUGGUUUUGAUGUUUAGUAAAGAAACCUUGGUUUGAUCUUUUUAUGAAAUUGGUAUCUAUUUACAAGA